GAGUGGAACCGGCGAAGCGCUCCUUCUGCCCAACUCCGCUGCCGGCUGCCGCUCAGGGGCGGUUCUCGGUUAGCUUAGCCCGAGGAGGUUGCCUGGCUCUGCCCUGCCCGGCCGACAUCCAAAGAAGAAGGGAAGGCGGGCGCACGCACGUUGGCUCCGGAGGUCUCCAGGCUGCAAAUUGCUUCAUUGCCCGCCUGAUGGAGAAUGUGACUAGUGCCCUACCUGCUGGAGCAGUGGCUGCUGUACUAAAGCCCAGCGCAGAACUUCCCAAAGGGAGCUCAACUGUACGUGGCUAUGAUUUUGACCAUGGAUUAGACUAUCAUGCCUUGCUCCAGUCUUAUCUCAACACUGGUUUCCAAGCUACCAGUUUUGGACAGGCUGUGAAUGAGAUCAAUCGAAUGAUAGAAGCAAAGUUGACACCAUUAGGGGAAGAUGAAGGAAAUCAUGCCGAUUUGAAUCCCUGUUCUCGCCGCCUGACUGGCUGUACAAUUUUCUUGGGCUUCACUUCCAACCUCAUCAGCUCAGGUGUUCGCGAGUCCAUCCGCUAUCUGGUGCAACAUAACAUGGUUGAUGUUUUGGUGACCACAGCUGGCGGCAUUGAGGAAGACCUGAUCAAAUGCUUGGCAGCCACUUACAUCGGAGACUUUAGCUUACAAGGGAAAGAACUACGACAGAGUGGAAUUAACAGGAUUGGGAAUCUCUUGGUGCCGAAUGACAAUUACUGCAAGUUUGAGGACUGGCUAAUGCCAAUCCUGGACCAGAUGGUGACCGAACAAGACACAGAGGGUAUGAAAUGGACUCCAUCAAAGCUCAUUGCUCGGCUUGGCAAGGAAAUCAACAAUCCAGAAUCAGUCUGUUAUUGGGCACAAAAAAAUAACAUUCCUGUCUUGAGCCCAGCAAUAACAGAUGGAUCCCUCGGAGACAUGAUUUUCUUCCAUUCCUAUAAGAAACCAGGUCUUGUGAUGGACAUCGUAGAAGACCUGAAACUCAUUAACAGCCAGGCCAUCUUUGCCCGGAAGACAGGAAUGAUCAUCUUGGGUGGAGGCCUUAUUAAGCAUCACAUUGCCAAUGCAAAUCUGAUGAGAAAUGGAGCUGACUUCUCCGUAUAUGUCAACACCGCACAGGAGUUUGAUGGUUCAGAUUCAGGAGCUCGGCCUGACGAGGCAGUGUCCUGGGGAAAGAUCCGUAUGGAUGCUAAGCCUGUCAAGGUCUACGCUGAUGCUUCCCUGGUUUUCCCACUGCUGGUUGCAGAGACUUUCGCUCAGAAACCAAAUGCUUUCGUUCAAGAAAAGAAAAAUGACUGAAUUGGGAACUGCUGCAUGAGGCAUUUUUUUUUUUGUUUCUGUUCAGAACUGCCUGCUUCCAUCCUGCUUCACAUCAGUCAACACCUAUGUUGAAAUUGCCGCGAAGAUCUCCCUAGAUGAAUGGAGAGCGGGACCUAUUUGACCAUUCAGACAGCAACUUCUACAGUCCCCACACUGGGCAGAAGUGGUUUUCCCAAUUGUCUGCAUAUUGUAACUAAAUUGGGAAGCAAUCAUUCUGUCAACCAUUACUCCUUGGCAAUGAUGGAUCUUCUAUUGCAAAAUAUAAUGGAGUUGAGAAGGUGUGAAGACCCUCAAUGGUGUGCUCAAUUCUUCCAAAGGAUUUUUAUGCAAUGGUGGAACACCUAGGCGUUCUGGAAUUUGAUUUGUGUGUUUGUGUGUAUGUCUCUUAAUGACUGAACCAGGCCAUACCUCCAAUCUGGUCUCUCCUGUCUUCUCAGUCAGCCCCUGAUAUUUAUUCCAGGUGUUUUAUGUGGAUUUGGCGAAGAGCCAUAAUUUUGUAAUAGUUUGAACAUAUGAUUAUUUCUUGUUUUUGGGUGCCUUUUUGCCAUCCAAAUGACUGUGACAUUUUGUGACUUUUUGUGCAUAUAAGAAUAGCCGGGUUUUUUUUUUAUUAUUAUUAUUAUUCUUUCUGGGGCAAAGUUCUGAGUU
Ahaetulla prasina is the source of this 1973-nucleotide messenger RNA. It is a transcript of the gene DHPS, whose product is annotated as deoxyhypusine synthase. Gene Ontology annotation, molecular function: deoxyhypusine synthase activity. Gene Ontology annotation, cellular component: cytoplasm. The record is from RefSeq and is a predicted model, not a curated record. Bases 198 to 1304 code for a protein of 368 amino acids. Lineage: Eukaryota; Metazoa; Chordata; Lepidosauria; Squamata; Colubridae. Gene Ontology annotation, biological process: peptidyl-hypusine biosynthetic process. The transcript has 10 exons.